CCCCGCUUGGCCCCGCCCCUUGCCGGAGCGCGGCAGCGGUGGUUGCAGGCUGAGUGGUAGCUGAGGGAGGAGGAGGAGGAGGAGAGGCACCUGAGGCGCAGGAUCCCUCUCUCGGGCCCGUUCCCCUUCAGGAUGUCUUCGGCGCCGGACGCGGCCUCCGGGGACGAGCUCAAGCAAGCCAAGGAGAUGGAGGACGCGGAGAAGUACUCCUUCAUGUCCACGCUCACCAAGGCGCCCAAGAAGCAAAUCCAGUUUGCAGAUGAUAUGCAAGAGUUCAGUAAAUUCCCAACCAAGACUGGUCGCAGAUCCCUAUCUCGUUCCAUUUCACAGUCUUCCACAGAUAGUUACAGCUCUGCGGCAUCCUACACAGACAGCUCUGAUGAUGAAGUUUCCCCUAGAGAAAAACAACAAACUAAUUCCAAGGGCAGCAGCAAUUUCUGUGUUAAGAAUAUCAAGCAGGCAGAAUUUGGCCGCCGCGAGAUAGAGAUUGCUGAGCAAGAUAUGUCUGCACUGAUUUCCCUAAGAAAACGAGCUCAGGGUGAGAAACCGUUGGCUGGAGCUAAAAUAGUGGGAUGUACGCACAUUACAGCACAGACUGCAGUCUUGAUUGAGACACUCUGUGCACUAGGAGCUCAGUGCCGUUGGUCUGCUUGCAAUAUUUAUUCUACUCAAAAUGAGGUGGCAGCUGCCUUGGCUGAAGCUGGUGUUGCUGUGUUUGCCUGGAAAGGAGAGUCAGAGGAUGACUUUUGGUGGUGCAUUGAUCGCUGUGUUAAUGUGGAUACCUGGCAGGCCAAUAUGAUCUUGGAUGAUGGGGGUGACCUAACCCAUUGGGUUUAUAAGAAAUAUCCAAAUGUUUUUAAGAAGAUCAGAGGUAUUGUGGAAGAGAGUGUGACGGGUGUGCACAGGUUAUACCAGUUAUCAAAGGCUGGGAAACUUUGUGUUCCAGCCAUGAAUGUCAAUGAUUCUGUCACAAAACAGAAAUUUGAUAACCUGUAUUGUUGCAGAGAGUCAAUCUUGGAUGGCCUUAAGCGGACAACUGAUGUGAUGUUUGGAGGGAAGCAAGUGGUGGUGUGUGGCUAUGGCGAGGUUGGAAAAGGGUGCUGUGCAGCUCUGAAGGCCUUGGGAGCCAUAGUUUAUAUUACAGAGAUUGAUCCCAUCUGCGCUCUUCAAGCCUGCAUGGAUGGAUUUCGGGUAGUAAAGCUCAAUGAAGUCAUUCGCCAGGUGGAUGUAGUUAUAACUUGUACAGGAAACAAGAAUGUUGUAACUAGGGAGCAUUUGGACCGAAUGAAGAAUAGCUGCAUUGUGUGUAAUAUGGGCCAUUCUAACACUGAAAUUGAUGUGGCUAGUCUUCGUACACCAGAGCUUACCUGGGAGCGUGUACGUUCUCAAGUGGAUCAUGUAAUCUGGCCUGAUGGCAAACGUGUUGUUCUACUAGCUGAGGGACGACUUCUCAAUCUGAGCUGUUCAACUGUUCCUACAUUUGUUCUGUCCAUCACAGCAACCACCCAGGCUCUGGCUUUGAUUGAGCUUUACAAUGCACCUGAGGGACGAUACAAACAAGAUGUGUACUUGCUGCCUAAAAAGAUGGAUGAAUAUGUUGCAAGCUUGCACCUGCCUUCAUUUGAUGCUCAUCUGACAGAACUAACAGAUGAUCAAGCGAAAUAUCUGGGACUCAAUAAAAAUGGGCCCUUCAAACCAAACUAUUACAGGUACUGAUGGACCAUAAAGCUGAAGGACCAGACCACAUAAUCUACACAAGAGCUUUAGCAAGAA
This is a messenger RNA of Anolis sagrei ordinatus, 1773 nucleotides long. It is a transcript of the gene AHCYL1, whose product is annotated as adenosylhomocysteinase like 1. Gene Ontology annotation, cellular component: cytosol. NCBI's taxonomy places the organism in Eukaryota, Metazoa, Chordata, Lepidosauria, Squamata, Anolidae. The record is from RefSeq and is a predicted model, not a curated record. Gene Ontology annotation, biological process: L-methionine cycle.